AUGCCAUGGCCUCAAGCCGCGGCAUGUGAAUUUCCAACCACAUCCAGGCGUUUGUUCCGAUAUUUGCAGGUGGAAAAGAAGCGUGCAACCCGGGGUCAACCUGUCAUGCGAGACUUGCCCAGCAAGGCUCCGUUGGCCACGCACCUGCCAAGCCUAUGCUGCAGAGCUUGCACCGGUCGCUCUUCACAGGUGUUCUUGUGCACGUCAGCUGUGAAGAAGGAUGAGGACCUGUGCAGUUCCUGUCUAGAACAUCAGCAGCUCUGUGCAGAACUGAGCUCGUCCGGACUAGUGCAGGAAGGGUUGAACAUCCUGCAAGAAGAUGGAGACGACGCUGAUGUCGUAGAGACAGCCUUGCUCAAGGCUCAUUGGAACUUGCAGCUGCAAGCCGCGGCGGUGCGCUUCUCUUUGAUGGUCUGCGUGUUGCAGGGAGUGCUCCAUCUCCGAUAUGUGUUGCAAGGUUAUCAUGUCAGGCAGAAGGUGCCUGCACUGCUGGAAGUGUUAACAACUGCGGCCUAUCAACAGGCUUUCGUCUUUGUGGGGGAUUCCAACAAUGCCAUCCAGAUCGCGGAGCUGCUGAAUCAGGCCGGAGUGCCUGCGGCCGCAAGCACCGGGAAGCUGGACCAAGCGUGGCGGGCGCAGGCUUUCGCCGGACUAAAACGCUUCCAGUACAGAGUCCUGGUCUGCACGGACUUGAUGGCUCGCGGCAUUGAUGCAGAGAAAGUGGAUGUGGUGGUCAACCUGAACCUGCCAACAGAGAAGGAAACCUACUUGCACCGUUCUGGGCGGACUGCCCGUUUCGGCUCGGUGGGCUGGAUGGUUUCGCUGGUUUUCGAGGGCGAUGAGGCCGAGCACUUGGAGUUCUUUCAGAAGCAGCUAGGCUUCGAGCUGGCGGAGUACGCAGACCGGGAGGCAGCUAUCCAGUCGAGGCUCGAAGCACUGAGUCUUCCGCAGGAUGCGAUGGCGCCAAGCCAAGCAGAAGUCGAGCAGUUCCCACAGCAGCCGUUUCCGACCCCAGAGAUGAGUGCCGGAGGCGAGAAAGCCAAGGAGCGAGGAGCGAAGAGCUCUGGGCUUAAGCCUCUUAGAGCAGGCGGCCCCAAGAUGCAAGCCCGGCAGGACAAACAGCGGCUGCCUGCUGACCCUUCACCAGGACCCCUGGACACAACGGCCAUCUCUUGGGACGGACGUGGUCAGAGCGUGCAUGCCACAGCCGGCCGCGGCGGGGCGUCUCCAGCCGACCGUAGCACUCCGACCGCUACAGCCACUCACAGCGCCCAUGCUCAAGCUUCGUGGGCGACGCCCUCCGCAUGCUAUCGCGGCCAUGCGCCGGCGCCGCCUCUUCAGCAUGGCAUAGGUCCAGCGCAGGCGAGUCCAGGAGCUGUUAGCAUGAAGGGCCUGGUGCCACCGCCGAUUCUACAUCCUCACGGGGCUCAUGCCGUGCCUCACAUUCAAGUUCCUGAGUGGCAGUCUUGGAUGCUGGAUUGCAGCUUUGCAGCUUGGUGGACAUACCACGAGUUCCAAGUCUGGACGCCCUGUGGCAGAAGCAUUGCGAUGUCUGGAUCGGGACCUGACAAUGCGGCACAAAAGCUCGCAGUGCUUUCGCAGCUUCUGCUUCUUAGUGCUUGGGAAAGUGAUGCAUCAGCGAGCUUAACUCAGGCCGUGCUAGACAUUGUGUUGCAUCCCAGCGUGUUCACUGUACCUGGUAGCGCCAUGUUGCGACGACAGCUUUUCCAGCUGCAUCUGCAGAACCCUGCAAAGCAAUACUACCACUCCCUGGGGUCCAUGUCUGUGCGCAGCAAGUCGAACGUGGCUGGUGAGCUGAAGAAGCCUGAAGAAGCUUCUCUAGACCUCAAUCAUUUGAUCACAGCAAACCGCUGGUCCGGCGACGAACUCGCGGCCGUGAAAACCACGCACCGGAAGCCCACUGACUGGGUUGACUGGGCAUCUUACAUGACUGUGAGGAGCCUCAGGUCGAGCUUCGACCUCUUCUCUGGUUACAAAUUCCGAACUACCUUGGGGGCUAUGCACGAGCGGGAUUGGCUUCGUCGUGUGAUCUUCUUGGAAACAGUGGCAGGAGUGCCAGGUAUGGUGGCGGGUAUGGUGCGUCAUUUGCAUUCGCUGCGUCUCAUGCGCCGAGAUCACGGCUGGAUACAUUCCUUGCUUGCAGAGGCCGAAAAUGAGCGCAUGCAUCUCCUGAUUGCACUGAAUUUGCGACGUCCUGGGCCGGUCUUCAGGGGAAUUGUCAUUGCAGGUCAGGCGGUGUUUCUCACUUGGUACAGUUUGAUGUACCUCGUCUGCCCCCGAUACUGUCAUCGUUUUGUCGGCUACCUCGAGGAGGAGGCUGUCAUCACUUACUCCAAGCUUAUCGAUGCCAUCGACGCUGACCAGCUUCCAAUGUUUUCCAACAUGAAGGCUCCGCUUUUUGCACGCCAGUACUACAACCUUCCCAAAGAAGCCAUGGUGCGCGACGUCUUUCUGCAAAUUCGAGCAGACGAAGCUUGUCAUCGCGACACAAAUCACUUCUUCUCCGAUCUGAAGCCGGACCAGCCGAACACGAAAGUCGACCAUUUGCGCAAGGGCCAUUUUCAAAACCAAAAUGUGCAUUCAGGCGUGUUGAAGCUCCAGAGAGAAGCUCAAAGCAAGGUGAUGCAUGAAACCUUUCAGAGCCUGGAUCACGAUCACGACGGCUUCAUCAGCACGGAUGAUUUGCGCUGGGCAUUCCAGCAGCAUGAUACACCCUUCAAUGAUGAAGAUUUGGACGAGAUGGUAAGGAAAGCAGACAGGAUCGCACUCACCCAGUUUGCUAUCUUCCAAAAGAAGAUGCCGCCAGAGGAGAGCAGCUACAAUGGCCGGAGCUUAAGUUUCGAUGCCUUUGCUCUGAAGAGUCUUGGCUGGGAGCCGAGACUGGCGAAGCUAAAGAUGGCCCCAGCACCCGCACCACCCGCACCCUCCUCCAUGUCCAUGGAGGUUGUGCCUCCUCGAGAGGUACGACAGGAUCUUGACGGGGGUGCCAUUCCAGGUAAAGCAGUAAUCUCUGAGGGCAGAUUCGGUCUAGGAGCUCGGAUGGCACCAUUGGAGAGCAGGUGUCGCAUCACUCAGCUUGACCGUGUCCCAACUCCCAUUCUCCAGGAGUUGGUCCAGCUUGUCAAAGCCCUUGACAAAGGAUCCUUCUGGGACGAGGCUAAGCUGACAUCCUUGACGAAGGGCUUGGGCUUGGAUGCGGGACGACUGAAACUGACGUCCUUCGCGCGGAUGCUUUUCGAGGGACCCCAAGCUGCCUUGUACCAGGUGGUCCGACAGGACUUGCAGAAAGCCAUGUCUUCGCCUGAAUGGGAUGACGGCAGCUACGCGCCGAUCCUCAUCCGUUUGGCAUGGCACUCAUCAGGCACCUACAACAAACUGGAUGGCACUGGGGGCUCCAACGGAGCCACCAUGAGACACGCUUUGGAGAUGAAUGAUCCGGAGAAUGCGUACUUGGAGCACGCCCGAGCUUUACUCGAGCCUGUGAAGGCCAAACAUCCUUGGAUCUCGCAUGCAGACCUUUGGAUCCUGGCUUCCUACGUGGCCCUUGAGAACACGAGUGGUCCAAGGAUUGCUUUCACCGGCGGGCGCGUGGACGCACCUGAAGAAAGGGCGGUCGCUCCGGGCAGGCUGCCGGGGGCCGAGCACGGCCUGGCACCAGGCAUGGAGGUUGAUGAGGAAGGCCGACUGAAGGGCUGGGAGAACCUCGCCCAGCACAUCCGUGAUGUCUUUGGGCGGAUGGGCAUCACUGACAGGGAGGCCGUAGCCCUGAUUUGCGGUGGCCACGUUUAUGGACGCUGUCAUCCAGAAUCCACUGGCUCCGGGUAUGCCGGAGCCUGGGUGGAGAUGCCAACCCUUUUCAGCAACGAGUACGCAGCAGACAUGGUCGGAGAUAAGUGGAUUGCUGUGAUGCAUGACACGGUGAUGCCAGAUGGGGGCCAAGUGCCAGAAGAGGUCCGACCUGCUCCUGGAAAGAGGCAGUAUAUUGACCUGACAAAGUACGAGGGAGAGGAAGAUGGGGAAGCCCAAGAAGCACCGGAUGCCAAAGAGUAUCCACCAGGCCGCUACAAAUGUUUGACUCAGUGGGUCAAUAUCCAUGAACAGCCGGACGUCUCCUCGCCUGUCCACGGCCGUUGCCUUCAGAAGGAGGAGCUUUCCUUCCUGGCUGUCAAAGUGUUUGGAACAGAGCUACGCGGGCUCGCAGAGCGUGGUGGCUGGAUUUCACUGGCCAGUGGGGCAGGCAAGCCUCUUUUCGAGAAGAUCUCGGAGCUAGAUCCCGAGCCGCUGCAAGGGCGCUACCGUGUCAGGGUUACCAGUGCGCCCGUCUUCGAAGCACCUUCGUCUGCUGCUCGGGAAGUUGGACAUCUGAAGGCUGGCGAGGAGGUCAGCUUGGAUGAAGUUCGCAUCGAAUGCCACGGCACGGAUGUCUCCGUCAUGGGCAGGCUUGCUGGGACCGCAGGAGGUUUUUCUGGAUGGGUGACCGUCUACGCCUCCGGCCCCGUGGGUCUGGUGUGCGAGCAGAUUGUCGAAGGCUACAACGAGAAGCCCCGCAAGCCACUCAAAGGCCAGACUGGCCAUCAAAUGAUGCUGGUUUCGGACAUGGUACUGCUGUGGGAUCCCGGUUUUAGGGAGCACCUCGAGGCAUAUGCCGAAGACGAGGACUUGUUGAAGCGCGAGUUUGGGGAGGCUUUCAAGAAGCUCACCGAGCUCGGCUGCCCUUGGUCCAAGGAUGCUCCUGGUCCAGCUACUGGCUGUGCAGCGGUCACAGCUGGUCGCUGCCCUUUUGUGCAGUGA
Symbiodinium sp. CCMP2456 is the source of this 4812-nucleotide messenger RNA. The record is from the annotation of a GenBank genome assembly. Lineage: Eukaryota; Dinophyceae; Suessiales; Symbiodiniaceae.